AUGCCCAUUUCAAUUUGGAAUGACCACCCGUAUGACCAGAAUGCCAUCUUCACGGGUUCGGCAUCGACCGUCAAUGGAGAGACGGUGUUGGUAUAUCCAGGACUGUGCGACGCGCGGAAAGCAGGUUGCCCGGGAGGCACCAAUCUUUGCAUCGCUGUUCCCGCCGAUCCUGCAGACCCUUUACAGACGAAUUGGACAAAGGAUGAGUAUGCUCAAAAUCCGAUAGUAAAUGGGACGCAGCGCGACCCGUCCACGGCCUGGCAGAACCCGUGUGGAGAGUGGCAGUUGACCACUUUCGACACCAUUAUCUAUGGAAGCAUGGACUUCAAGUCAUGGUACAAGAUCGGAGCCGAAACGCCAUCGCACGUUCAUUUGUCAACGCAUGAUAUCGGCGGAGAUUUGAUGGUUGUCGGGACUUACGUGCCAGGCGAGCGGGGCAAGGUUGGUAUUUUCAAGCAGACGCCAGGUGUACCUUUCACUGGAACCAAGAUCGACAUAGGCGUCACCAAAGCGACCAAGGACUUCUACGAUCCUGUCAAGAAGCGCCGUAUCCAUUGGAGUUCGGUUCACGUCGGGGACCAUUCCAGUCCAGCGAGAGACUUUUCAGGCUUCGUUCAGUCCAUGCCCCGUGAGGUCACCUGGAACCCUGAGCUGCAGCAGACUGUCCAUUCCCCGAUCGAGGAGCAGGCCUUGCUGCGUGGGAGGGUGAUCGGGUCGCUUGCGUCACGCAUCCUCCAGGCUGGCCACAUACUCUCCUUGGAUCUGCCUGCGAAGCUGGGGAGCCAGAGCGAGAUUCGAGUCUCCUUCGCUCGGCCAUCUGUGCCGACAACGCUGUCAGUAAAGGUGAUGGCCAACAUUACUUCUUCCAGUUCGCUGCACGCUGGAAAGAUGCCGACGCCUCCCGAGAAGGCGACGUUGUCGGGUGGGACAGAUUUCUCCAUCGACUACUCGCCGAACGAGGACGGACAGAUCAGCACCGUGGCGGUUCGCGGCGGCUCGUUCACACACAGACUGAAGCUUUCGCCAAAUGACAAGACCAUUGAGAUGGCUCUGUACGUGGACAACACGUUCACCGAAGCAUAUUUCAUGGAUG
Messenger RNA from Prorocentrum cordatum, 1093 nucleotides. Lineage: Eukaryota; Dinophyceae; Prorocentrales; Prorocentraceae. The record is from the annotation of a GenBank genome assembly.